AUGACGCGCUCCUGGACUUCAACCCUCAAGCUCCCUCGCUCGACGUUUCCCGCACGAGCCCCCGUCGCAGACCAAACGAAGUAUUUGCGACGAUGUUCUGACGAGCUGUAUGCCUGGCAGCGCGAAAAUCGGCCUGCUAGCGACACUUUCGUAUUACACGAUGGCCCUCCGUAUGCGAAUGGCGAAUUACACGUCGGUCAUGCCUUGAACAAAAUCCUGAAGGAUAUUAUCAACCGUACACAAUUGAGUCGAGGGAAGCGGAUACAUUACGCCCCAGGAUGGGAUUGCCAUGGAUUGCCAAUUGAGCUGAAAGCACUUCAGGCUCAACAAAAAGAUGGAAAUGAUUUUAGCAAAGGACUAGGUUCCGCAGCGACGAUCCGCAAAGCUGCACGGAAACUCGCGGAGAAGACGGUCAAGGAACAAAUGCGUGGGUUUCAAGGAUGGGGUGUAAUGGCCGAUUGGGAAGGUCAUUACAAGACAUUGGACAAGAAGUUUGAGAUGAGCCAAUUGGGAAUAUUCAGAGAAAUGGUCGAGAAGGGUUUGAUUUAUCGACGGUUCAAGCCGGUUUACUGGUCGCCCUCGACAGGGACAGCGUUGGCCGAGGCUGAAUUGGAAUAUAAUGAGAAUCACAUUUCGACGACUGCAUUUGUCAGGUUUCCUUUGGUCAAGGUGCCGGAACAGAUCCGCAGUAAUCCAUUGGUUGAUACCGACUCGUUAAGUGCUGUUAUUUGGACUACCACGCCAUGGACACUACCCGCCAAUGCCGCGAUUGCCAUUAGCGAAUCGCUAAACUAUCUGAUCGUUAAAUCAAGCAAUCAUGGGCAGCUCCUCAUUGCGGAAUCGAGGCUAACCUAUUUCCAAGAUAUGCUAAAGGAGGAUCUUCAAGUCUUGGUUCCUUCUAUUCAGGGAUCUGAGCUAUGCCAGGAAACGACUUAUAGACCAUUAUUUCCUAGAGACGGAAUUGAAGAGCAACCCAUCGUCGCGGCAGAUUUUGUGACGGCAGAUUCCGGUUCCGGUUUAGUUCAUUGCGCCCCGGGCCACGGUAUGGAUGACUACGAAGUAUGUCUUGCGCAGGGAAUCCGGGCUUUUGCUCCCGUCAACGACGAAGGCCGUUUUACGGAUGAAGCUAUGCCGCAUAAGCCUUCUUUCCUAUCUGGUAAAAGUGUUUUAGACGAGGGAAAUACCCUGGUCCUGCAAUAUGUUGAAUCAACAAACCAGCUGCUUAAUCAACAUAAAUAUGAGCACAAGUAUCCUUACGACUGGCGGUCGAAAAAGCCUAUCAUCAUACGUGCUACUGAACAAUGGUUCGCCGACGUAGCAAAUAUACGCGAAUCGGCUUUGGCAUCGCUAGAGGAUGUGACAUUCGUUCCGGCAACGGGUAAACAAAGGUUGAAGAACUUUGUGCAGAACCGUACUGAGUGGUGUAUCUCACGCCAGCGGGCCUGGGGUGUCCCUAUACCGGCUUUGUAUGACAAGACCACGGGUCAAGCGGUACUCACUAAAGAAACGGUUUCUCAUAUCAUGAAUGUCAUUGACGAGCGUGGUAUUGAUGCCUGGUGGACAGACAGUCCGGAAGACCCCGCAUGGAUACCUCAUCAUCUUCAGCAGGAGAAUUCUCCCGGUUAUCGCCGUGGUACGGACACGAUGGAUGUCUGGUUUGACAGUGGAACCAGCUGGACCCAAGUAGAAGACAAAUCGCUCGGAAAGGAACGCCCUGCAGACAUCUACCUUGAAGGCACUGACCAGCAUCGCGGUUGGUUUCAAUCCAGUCUUCUUACUUAUGUCUCACAUCAAGUUGCUUCCGGAACGGUUGAAUCUUCUACUAUCAAAGCACCAUUCAAGCAUCUCAUCACCCACGGGUUUACUCUCGAUCAAGAUGCUCGCAAGAUGAGCAAAUCUAUUGGAAACGUCAUCCAACCAGACGCCAUCAUGAACGGUACGCUUCUUCCUCCGCUCAAGCAGAAGAAAUCGAAAAGCGCCAAAGAACAGAAAGCUUCCGGUCCAGUUUACGACGCCCUUGGACCUGACGCUCUUCGCUUAUGGGUUGCCAGCAGCGACUACACUCGAGACGUUGUCAUUGGACAACAGGUUUUGCAGACUGUCAAUACAAGUUUACAUAAAUUCCGUGUCACGUUCAAGCUUCUCCUAGGUGCUCUCGGCGACUUUGAUCCUAAAGUGAAUAUGCGUCAAUAUGAAGACCUUCAUAAAAUCGAUCGUCAGGCAUUGAUGCAAUUGACUCGGUUGGUGGAUACGUGCCGAAACGCGUUUGAUAAUUUCGAAUUCUACAAGGCCGUCAAUGCCUUGAACCGCUGGGCCAACCUAGAAUUCUCCGCUUUCUAUAUGGAAACCCUCAAAGACAGACUAUACACCGAGGCCGAAAACAGUGCCAGUCGGCGCGCAGCGCAGACGACCUUGUUCUAUAUCUACACUUAUUUACAGGAGGUGUUGGCUCCUAUCACGCCGUUACUUGUCGAAGAGUCUUGGGAGCAUACUCCGGAACUUGUCAAAGCCCAGCUUGAGCAUCCUUUGCAACGGAUUGCUCGCACAACACCUACCGAGUGGGUUGACGAAACAAUCAGUAUCGAUUUUAUUGAUCUUAUGGCAGCCAACACGGCUGUCAAAGUUAUUCAAGAAUCGGCUCGAUCAAAGAAACAAAUGGGGUCUUCUUUGCAAUCUUUUGUCCAUUUUGAAUUACCCGACAACGCGUCACAUGAUAUCUUCCAACGCUAUCUUAGUGAACUUCCGGACCUCUUCGUGGUAUCCUCGGUCUCUUUAGGUGUCAGGGGAUCGAAUUCUCUUCCCAGCGGAAUCGCCAGCGCUGAAUGGACCUACGCAGAGGAAUUUGAAUUACCAAAUUCUGGAAAGAAGGCGACAGUGCAUGUGUAUGCACCGAAUCAGGCCAAAUGUCCCCGUUGCUGGCGAUACGUUGCCCCCGAACCAGUGGUGGAGGAAGCUCCCCUGUGCAAGCGAUGCGACGACGUCAUCAGGACGUUGGACGGCAACUAG
Messenger RNA from Talaromyces marneffei, 3006 nucleotides. RefSeq lists its product as uncharacterized. Gene Ontology annotation, molecular function: isoleucine-tRNA ligase activity; aminoacyl-tRNA deacylase activity; ATP binding. The record is from RefSeq and is a predicted model, not a curated record. Gene Ontology annotation, cellular component: cytosol. Gene Ontology annotation, biological process: isoleucyl-tRNA aminoacylation. Bases 1 to 3006 code for a protein of 1001 amino acids. The transcript has a single exon. Lineage: Eukaryota; Fungi; Ascomycota; Eurotiomycetes; Eurotiales; Trichocomaceae.